AUGGUCUACGAAGGUGGCGCAGAAUUCGAACAGACUUUCCGACAGGAGUCCCUGUUUCGGAUGGCCGCUGACACGACUGAAAAGACUGCGAGUGAAAAUCUUCCCAACAGUGUUGGGCAGCAUGGUGCCGCCGUAAUUGUCAUGGAGUUGGCAGCUCUCUUUCCACUUGCAGAAACGGACAACCGUCAUCUCCUUGGAAUCUUGGACAACUUGUCGGUGACGCCACAUCUCCUGAUAUAUCGUCGUCAGUUGGUCGAUUAA
This is a messenger RNA of Spirometra erinaceieuropaei, 261 nucleotides long. The record is from the annotation of a GenBank genome assembly. Lineage: Eukaryota; Metazoa; Platyhelminthes; Cestoda; Diphyllobothriidea; Diphyllobothriidae.